Messenger RNA from Melozone crissalis (California towhee), 990 nucleotides. RefSeq names its product ficolin-1-like. The record is from RefSeq and is a predicted model, not a curated record. The transcript has 9 exons. NCBI's taxonomy places the organism in Eukaryota, Metazoa, Chordata, Aves, Passeriformes, Passerellidae. The coding region runs from base 1 to 990 and encodes 329 amino acids.
AUGGGGACAGUGGCUCCAGUCCUUUUGGUACUGCUCAGCCUAAGAGUGACUAUUUGUGAUGCUGAGGACACCUGCUCAGACUGUCUUCAUUUCUUAGAGGUGAGAAUAGUGGGACUCCGUGAUGCUGACCGACUUGCCAUUCUUCAAGGAUGUCCAGGGAUCCCAGGUGUCUCUGGCCCAAAAGGAGAAGCAGGUCUCCCAGGAACAAAAGGAGAAACGGGAGACCAGGGAUUCCCUGGGAAAGCAGGACCACCUGGUGCAAAAGGAGCAGCUGGAGAGCCUGGCUUCCCAGGACUGAAAGGAACAAAAGGAGAGCCUGGAUUUCCAGAAAUAUGGGAACCGGAGAACUGCCAAGAACUGUUGGCCAAAGGGAAGAUUUUCAGUGGCUGGUACACAAUCUACCCCCAAGACUGCAAUGCCACCACCGUCUUCUGUGACAUGGACACGGAUGGCGGGGGAUGGAUUAGUCUCUUUCAGGUUUUUCAGAGGCGCUGGGAUGGGUCAGUGAACUUCUUGCGAGAUUGGGAUUCAUACAAACGAGGUUUUGGCAACCAGCUGACGGAGUUCUGGAUGGGGAAUGACAACAUCCACUUCCUCACCUCUCUGGGACCCUGUGAACUCCGUGUUGACCUCAGAGACUUUGAGAACAACUACUAUUUUGCCAAGUAUGCUUCAUUCAGAGUUUUAGGAGAGUCAGAGAAAUACAGACUGAUUCUAGGAGACUUCCUUGGUGGAAACGCUGGGGACUCCUUAUCGUACCACAGGGACAUGCCAUUUUCAACAACAGAUCACGACAAUGACAUGAGUUCCUUUAACUGUGCCACAGAAUAUAAGGGAGCGUGGUGGUACAAUGACUGCCAUUACUCCAACCUGAACGGGAUGUACUGGAUGGGUGCACAUGGGAGCUAUGCUGAUGGCAUCAACUGGAAGACAGGCAAAGAAUACCACUACUCCUAUAAGCAAACAGAAAUGAAGUUCAGGCCAGUUUAA